AGGGGUGCAGCGGGGAAUGUUGCAGUAAGAAGUCAUUUCUCACUUCACCUGGCCUGAAGAUGGACAAGCUGGGCUGCCUGAUUGUGCUUGCUGUCUCUUUUGGACUUCUGCACCAAGCUGCACACACCGUUCGCAUGGAGAAACUGGCCGACAGAAAAAUAUGCGCAGACAAGUACUGCUCAUAUGUGAUCUCAGUGGCUGAAGCUCUGGAGGACUACAUAGCUUCUGACUGCAGGUUCAUUAACCUGAAGAAAGGCCAGAUGAUUUAUGUUUAUUCCAAGCUUAAGCCUGUAGAGGGAGCCGGAGUCUUCUGGUCUGGAAGCGUUUAUGGUGACCGCUACAUGGACCAGAUGGGUGUCAUUGGCUAUUUCCCCUACAACCAUGUUAAUGAGACACAGAUUUUUGAGAAGAAAACUAUAGAGAUGCCCACAACAGACAUGGACUUCUUCUGUGAUUGAAGAGGAGAGAAAGUGUGGCUGAAACUGAAGAAACAUGCUGGAUCCUGCUUUGCUUUCUUUAGUAAGAGAAUUAUAAGCUUACUGUAUAAUAUCCUUACCUUCAGUGGUCAGUAAACAUAAAUGUUGGCUUACCUGCAUUGAAAAGUUGAGAAGUGUUUGUAGUGUUAUCUGUCAUAUUUGAAACCUAACCAGCACAAUAUCAUGGAUAUGCUAUUAAAGAUUUGAGAAAAAAAUGAA
This is a messenger RNA of Pygocentrus nattereri (red-bellied piranha), 695 nucleotides long. Its product is annotated as otoraplin. Gene Ontology annotation, biological process: cartilage condensation. Gene Ontology annotation, molecular function: protein binding. The transcript is spliced from 4 exons. Bases 60 to 458 code for a protein of 132 amino acids. The record is from RefSeq and is a predicted model, not a curated record. NCBI's taxonomy places the organism in Eukaryota, Metazoa, Chordata, Actinopteri, Characiformes, Serrasalmidae.